Mus musculus (house mouse) is the source of this 4073-nucleotide messenger RNA. It is a transcript of the gene Dmrta1, whose product is annotated as doublesex and mab-3 related transcription factor like family A1. The coding region runs from base 112 to 1584 and encodes 490 amino acids. Gene Ontology annotation, molecular function: sequence-specific double-stranded DNA binding; sequence-specific DNA binding. The record is from RefSeq and is marked provisional. Gene Ontology annotation, cellular component: nucleus. Lineage: Eukaryota; Metazoa; Chordata; Mammalia; Rodentia; Muridae. Gene Ontology annotation, biological process: regulation of DNA-templated transcription. The transcript has 2 exons.
GUGCGCGGAGCGGGACAGCGGGACCUAGGCGGGUCCUCAGCCGGUAUCCCCACAGGGUAGCUCUGGACAGCGCACUUGCUGGUUUCUACUCCUCAGAGGCGCCUUCUCAGAAUGGAGCGAUUACCUCACGGUCGUAGAGACCGCAGCGGCGGCUGCCGACCCCAUCUGGCCCCAGGGCGGGCUGCUGCGCCCGCUUCGGCCGCGCGGUCGGUGUCGUCGGGGAUUCCGGUGUCCGCGACUUUCCUGCGGCCGCCUGGCCUUUUUCUGCGAUCGACCGCAAGCUCCGGUCGCGCAGGAUGCGCUCCGGGCCCUGGGCUGGAUAGGGCGUUGGGGGCGGUAGGCUGCGGCUACCCGCGGACCCCGAAGUGCGCGCGCUGUCGCAACCAUGGCGUGGUGUCAGCGCUCAAGGGCCACAAGCGCUUCUGCCGCUGGCGGGACUGCGCGUGUGCCAAGUGCACCCUGAUCGCCGAGCGGCAGCGUGUCAUGGCCGCGCAGGUGGCCCUGCGCAGGCAGCAGGCGCAGGAGGAGAGCGAGGCCCGCGGGCUGCACAGGCUUCUGUACCAGGGGUCGUCGGGGUCCGGGGCUCAGGCUUCCGGGGGCAGCGGCAGGACCGAGAGUCCCCAGGUCUUGAAUAACCCCAUGGCUGUAGCUGUUCUGGGAGCGGGUGCCUCUAGACACCCUGGGAGCCGGUCAGUCCCAACUUUCGAGGUUUUCCAGCAAGAUUAUGCUGACAGAAAGCAGGAACCAAAACAGAGAAACUGUGAGUCAUGCCAGAGUAGACAGGAAGAACCAGUCUCCAACACUCAUCACCAUUCUCUGGGAUCAUCUAAGGGUAAUGUGACCGUGGAGAAACAGGGCUUCAUGUCAUCUAUUCCAGAACACCCAGACAAAUCCACCAUCAUCCUGUCUCCUUGCCCCACGGAUCAAUCGGGAGGAGAAGACAGUCCCAGGUCUUUCUCUUCCUCUGACCUGGAAUCAGGGAAUGAAAGCGAGUGGGCCAGAGACUACAUUGCUACCAGAGCCAGCCUUUCCACGGUGACCUCAAGACCACGAGACCCUCUCGGAAUUCUUACCAGGAUCUUUCCAGGUUACAAGCAUAGCCGCCUAGAAGGCAUUCUACAGUUCUGCAAGGGAGAUGUAGUCCAAGCUAUUGAACAGAUCUUAAAUGGGAGAGAACAUAAACCCGACUGCAGGGACCUAGCACGCGCAGACUUGGAAAAUGCAGCCUUUCAGAGAGCGUCAGAUUUUAGUCUUGCUGGCAUUGGCUUUGGGACUCUAAGUAAUAAAUCAGCUCUCUCUCCUCUUGAAGCUGCGUCUGCUGCUUAUGGAGGAGAUUCAACUCUCUACAGUUUCAAUCCUAGACUAGCUUUCAGCCCACUGCGCCUGGCAUAUUCUUCUCCAGGAAGAGCGCUGUCUGGUUUUGUGUCACCCUACCUAACACCUGGACUGGUUCCAGCAUUGCCUUUUCGGCCAACUUUGGAUUAUGCGUUUCCAGGGAUGAUUAGGGAGCCGUCCCACCUCCCUAGCAAGCACUUAGUAGCUGGUGGUAGACUGUAUUUCAGGCCCAAUCAGGAGCAUCUGUAACAUAUCCACUCUACCAUUCUGCAGUGUUUCUAGAGCCAUGCAACACACACACACACACACACACACACACACACACACACACACACACACACUUUUUAAUGUACUUCAAAGAGCAUAAGCUUGGCCUCUCAGCCUUAAAUGCUAUUUUUCUAAGCAGUGUAAUAUACUUUAGAUUUGAAGACUUUUCUUUAGUGUUCAUUAAAUCAAAGAAACAUUUAAUCAUUAUAUGUGCCUUGAAUAAACUUAUUUCAGGAAACUUUAUUAUUUUAAACUAAUGAAUUUUCUCCUUAAAUUAUCACUUUUAUUAUAAAGCCAUACAUGCUUUUAUUUUAUUGUAGAGUUCAGUUUAUAGUGAACAUUUGUAAAAAUCAAUUCAUAUGGUAGAAAAGGGACCAGGAGUUGGGGAGUGUGGUUAUUAUUCUAAAGCAGCUCCCUCUCCAUCUCUACCUUCUCCCUUCCCACUUUUCCUCCUCUACCACACCUGAGCCAGAAAUUGUUCCAAGUAUUUAAAAAUAUUUUAUUUGCAGAUAAAUGACCAGUAAUAGUAAGCAAACCUAAUAAAUUUGAAUCUAUUACUUUUGGAAUGUCCGAUUUUUGUAUUCUUUAGCUACUAAUUGUAAAAAGGAAAUGGUUUUUGAACUGUUCUCUUUAAAGCUAACAUUGUAAAUGCACAAAGAACUAUUGGGUCAUAAGAAACAAGACCCUGCCCUCUUCUGGCCACUAUCACAAACUGCAAUUCAGUUAUUCUCAGAAAACAUGGUUUUGUAACUGUUACAGACUAACAAGUUUAUGGGGAAAAAAACCCUUUUGGAUCAUGCUGUAUUCAUUUUAAUGUUGUGAAAUAUAUUUCUACUAAGGAUAAUUUUAAUUUUUGAGUAGCUUAUACUUCUAUCUGGAGAUAUAGUCUUUUAUCAUUUGUUUGAGAUAAUGACAUGUCACCCAUUCUCAAAGGUAAAAAGGAAUUAUUCAAAAACUAAACUAUCUGCUCAGACAAAUAUCUACUGAUUAUAUGUAAAGUAUAUGUAAUGUAUUUAGGCGAUACAUACCUGCCUUUAAAGCUUAGAGAUGUUUUUGGAGUCUUAAGGCAUACAUUUCUUUCCCCAACUGGAGUAUUUAAAAUCAUCCAUCCAGCUGUUCAAUUCAGUCACUGGGAAGCCCCAGGGGGGAAAAACAGCUCACAAAGCAACGGUACAAUGUUCUCCUCAUGUGCCUUAAUUUUUAAACGGACAAUGGCUUCACUGUAUUGUGAAGAAUAAUGAAGAUCCAGAUGUGGUAGGAGUUAGAAAUAUCUUUAUCUGAGAAGCAAGAAUCACUAGGAAAAUUUUAAAAUUAUAGCUAUGUAUGUGUGUCUUUUCUAUUAAGCUAAUACGUUUUCACAGUAUACCUGACCUAAAAAUAUCAUAAUGCGCAACUGGAGAGUAUCUGGUGCUGAUGUAGAAUGCAAAGUGCUUAAUGAUUUGCAUAAAUUUUAAUGGAGCAAGGUUGAGGAAAAGUCCUGUAAAAUUUAGAUUGAUGCAAUGCUCACUUUUUCUUUUUCUUUUUGUACAAAACAAAAUGGAGAAACCCUUCAGGCUCAGAGCCUAAAUUACUGUACAACGCCUGGUAACUGACUGCUAUGCAGCAGACAUACAUUGAGAUUAGGCUGAUUUUGGGUGAUGGAACUUUCAACCAAAUGAUUCUACAAAGUGGCCCAUUAAUACAUAGUUUUGAAUAGAGUUCCAUGAGGUUCUAUGUCUCCUAAAAAGUAUUCAGAUCAGAACUCUUGGUGAUCCUUGAGUUGUUUUUUAUUUUAUGAAUCUAUCUAUUACAUUCUAUUUUUGAGAUACACUAGAUGCUGUGUAGGGUGUCAGAUGCAGAGUGUGAUGUAAAGAGAGCUAUAGUAAAUGGCAGAAAUCUGGAUUAAAAGUACAGCAAUUCUAGCAUUGUUGGAUUCUUCACAAGGUUAACAUAAUAAUGUGGACCUAUUGACUGUGUGGUGAUGGCACACACCUUUAAUCCCAGCACUCAAGAGGCAGAGGCAAAGGAGUGAAAGGCCAAUCUGCUCUAUAAAAUGAGCUUCAGAACAAUCAUGGCUAUACGAAGAAACCCUGUCUUAAAAACAAAACAAAACAAAACAAAUAAAAACAAACCCCAAAAUAUGUGGAUACAUUAUUUUAAUAAUCUAAAUAUUAAGUUAAUUUUUAUGAUGCGUUAUGUAGUCUAUAUAAUUCACAAGACUCUUAAUACCUAAAAAAACUUGAUGAAAUAGGAGAUUCUUCCAACUACUAGCUAGACAUCGAGGAAACUGAGGCUGAGAUGUGUAUAGCCAGUUCCAAGGGUAAUAAUAGUAUGUGUUACCAGGAAGGGUUCCUUACUCUAGUAACUUCAGACUGUUAGGUAUGAGAAAGGAUUAUGCCUGCUUGUUUCUUUACAGCUUUGUAUGGUGUCUGAUACAUAAUAUGUGGCCGAUAGUACCUCAUUAUUUACUAAAUUAAUAAAAGCAUUAGAUU